AUGAAGGAGACGAGCAGAGGGAAGAACUGGGAGUCAGUGUUUUAUCCGGGAAGAUUAGAACGGGUUGGUCCAGUGUUGGUCCAGGGUUGGUCCAGUGUUGGUCCAGUGUUGGUCCAGUGUUGUUCCAGUGUUGGUCCAGUGUUGCUCCAGGGUUGGUCCAGUGUUGGUCCAGGGUCUGUCCAGUGUUGGUCCAGUGUUGCUCCAGGGUUGGUCCAGUGUUGGUCAAGUGUUGGUCCAGUGUUGGUCCAGUGUUGUUCCAGUGUUGGUCCAGUGUUGGUCCAGUGUUGCUCCAGGGUUGGUCCAGGGUUGGUCCAGGGUUGGUCCAGUGUUGGUCCAGUGGUGGCCCAGUGUUGGUCCAGUGUUGACCCAGUGUUUGGCCUCUGCCGCUGCUCCGUGACCGUGCAUUCGGAUCCACCCGGAUGCGGCUUGUUUCCACGCCGCUCUGGUUCAGGAGCAGCUGUUGACUUGGCUCCGCGGACCCAGAGAAAGACCGCCGCCCCUCCCCCACCAAACCUCCACCGCCCGCCGCCUGCUGCCUGCUUCCAGCGAGCACGAGGGGGAUGGGCGGAAAGCAAGCACUGCAGGGAGGAAGAAGAGAAUCUGAGGGUUUAG
Molecule: messenger RNA, 612 nt
Organism: Knipowitschia caucasica
Lineage: Eukaryota; Metazoa; Chordata; Actinopteri; Gobiiformes; Gobiidae
Source: the annotation of a GenBank genome assembly